This is a messenger RNA of Morchella sextelata, 244 nucleotides long. RefSeq lists its product as uncharacterized. The annotation marks the transcript as partial. The transcript has a single exon. The record is from RefSeq and is a predicted model, not a curated record. Lineage: Eukaryota; Fungi; Ascomycota; Pezizomycetes; Pezizales; Morchellaceae.
AUGUCGGAACACGCCCCUAUUGAUUAUCAACAACUCAGUACUAACCUCCAAACCUUUUUUCAAGCACACCCACAGGUCGAUAAUGUUAUCGGAGUUGAAGCCUAUGCGCUUCUCCAACAGUGUCAACAUGGUCUUGCUCAAUAUGCAACGGAUUUACAGGAGAUAGAAGCGGAGGCUCAGAGAGCAAGAAGAAUGUUUGAACGAGAUCUUGCUGCUGUCCGAACCCAACAGACUGCUGUCGAGG